ACCUCCAGUGGCAACAAAAACCAGCCGGUGUCUCAGACACGACUGCAGUGCUCAGAGAAGCCUCUGGAGCCAGCGGAGGAGCCAGCAUGGUGGAGUUUGCACCCCUGUUCGUGCCGUGGGAGCGCCGGCUGCAGACCUUCAUGGUCCUGCAGUGGGUCUUCUCCUUCCUGGCCCUGGCCCAGAUCUGUGUUGUCGUCUUCGUGGGCCUCCUGUUCACCAGAUACUGGUUGUUCAGUGUCCUGUAUGCGACCUGGUGGUACCUGGACCAAGAAAAGCCACGGCAGGGGGGCAGGUCCUUCCAAGCAAUAAGGCGCUGCUUCUUGUGGAAGUACAUGAGGGACUAUUUCCCUGUCUCGCUGGUCAAGACCGCCGAGCUGGACCCCUCCCGGAACUACCUUGCCGGCUUCCACCCUCACGGGGUCCUGGCUGCUGGAGCCUUUGUCAACCUGUGCACCGAGAGCACAGGCUUCCCUUCGCUCUUCCCUGGCAUCCGCCCCCAUCUGAUGAUGCUGACCCUGUGGUUCCGGGUCCCCUUCUUCAGGGAUUACAUCAUGUCGGGGGGGCUGGUCACAUCAGACAAGGAGAGCGCUGCUCACAUUCUCAACAGGAAAGAAGGUGGCAAUCUGCUGGCCAUCAUCAUAGGGGGUGCCCAGGAGGCACUGAAUGCCAGGCCCGGGGCCUACACGCUGUUGUUGCGGAACCGCAAGGGCUUCGUCAGACUCGCCCUGAUGCACGGGGCUGCUCUCGUUCCGAUCUUCUCCUUCGGGGAGAAUGAACUAUUUGACCAGGUGGAGAAUUCUCCCGGCUCCUGGUUGCGCUGCAUACAGGACCGGCUGCAGAAGAUCAUGGGUAUCUCCCUCCCGCUCUUCCAUGGCCGUGGCGUCUUCCAGUACAGCUUUGGUCUUAUACCCUACCGCCAGCCCAUCACCACCGUGGUGGGAAAGCCCAUUGAGGUGCAGAAGACACUGCAUCCCUCGCAGGAGGAGGUGGACAAGCUUCACCGGCGCUACAUCAAGGAGCUGUGUGACCUCUUCGAAGCCCACAAGCUCAAGUACAACGUCCCUGUGGACCAGCACUUGGAGUUCUGCUGAGGGCCUCCCCAGAGGCCAGGGCUGGCAUUAGGGAGCCCAGCUGGAGGUGCUGCGAUCUGAGAAGGC
Molecule: messenger RNA, 1157 nt
Organism: Lynx canadensis (Canada lynx)
Lineage: Eukaryota; Metazoa; Chordata; Mammalia; Carnivora; Felidae
Gene: MOGAT2
Product: monoacylglycerol O-acyltransferase 2
Exons: 6
Coding region: 87-1091 (334 amino acids)
Biological process (GO): diacylglycerol biosynthetic process; triglyceride biosynthetic process
Cellular component (GO): endoplasmic reticulum membrane
Molecular function (GO): diacylglycerol O-acyltransferase activity; 2-acylglycerol O-acyltransferase activity
Source: RefSeq, a predicted model, not a curated record